Molecule: messenger RNA, 1962 nt
Organism: Candida dubliniensis CD36
Lineage: Eukaryota; Fungi; Ascomycota; Pichiomycetes; Serinales; Debaryomycetaceae
Gene: RHD1
Product: Rhd1p
Exons: 1
Coding region: 1-1962 (653 amino acids)
Molecular function (GO): mannosyltransferase activity
Source: RefSeq, a predicted model, not a curated record
AUGUUGGCUUGGCUUAGAUAUCGUAUUAAAUCUUAUAAUACUACUAGUACUACUACUGCCAGUGCUUCCUCAUUAUUAUCAUCAGCCAUGUUUAGAAAAUGGUACAAACAAGGAACAAAGUUAAACUUUACGUUACUUAUCCUUUGUCUACUUUUAACAUUUUCAGUUUUCUUCAAUUAUUUUUACUUGGCUGAUAAUUAUGGGUUUGAUAUUAAUACUGAAGAUCAAGAAAAGAUCUUCAAUGAUAGAAAAGUUGUUAUUUUCCCUAACAACUUUGAAAUUACUGACAAAAACUUAGUUGAAUAUUAUCUCAAAACUCUUGAAGAACCUUUACAUCCACAAGAUACAAUUUAUAGAAACCGAUUCACUUACAAAGUACCCGACGUCACCUAUAAAAGUCAAUCUAUCAAUCUAUUUAGUGGUCUUUCUCAGAAUAGUCAAUCUUCCCAAUGUGAAGAAUUAUCUUCAGUUUAUAAUAUUGACGUUAGUGGACCUCAAAACAAAAAUUGUGAUUUAUAUAAAGUUUUAGGGAAAUUUUUGAAUGACAAUAGUGAAUAUUUCCAAGAAGUUUCACCACUUUUCCCCAAUUUGAAAGAAUUACUAACCAAAAAACAGAUUGAAAAACAUUGGUAUCAAUUAAUUGGAUCCUCAGUUUGGUUGGAACAAUAUGGAGUUCAUUUGAUGACUUCAAGGAUAUUCUAUUCGAGUACGGGGGAUAAAGUGAAACCAGUGGUUUCAUUAACUUAUGUACAAGCAUUUGAUCAUGAUUGGCGUGAAAUUGAAAAUGUCGAGUUAAUUGUUCCUGAUGGUGAAGGUAAAUACAAACCAAAAACUUAUCCCACAUUUUUACCAAUGUCAGUUUACCACAAUGAAAAGCAACAACAAGGUAGAUUUUAUGGUGUGGAAGAUCCUAGAAUAACAUUAGUGAGAAAUAAACUUGGUUAUGAUGAACCAAUAAUUGUUUAUAAUUCACAUCAUCGGAAAAUUACUAAUGCCAAAUCUGAUAAUGAUGGUGAAAGUAAUAUUCACUUCAAAGCGUAUCGAUCAAUAUUUAUGGCAUGGUUAUGGCAAAAUCAAAAGGGGAAAACCAAUGUUGAAGAAAUAGUAAAUGGGAAAGUGAAAAAUCGGGUUUAUGUCAAGAGUAAGGAAUUAAUAAAACCUAAUAAUAAAAGAGAAGACAAGGAGAAAAAUUGGGCUCCAUUUAUUAAUUAUCAACAAAGAAUGAAACAAGGUUUUGAUUCGCAUAUAUAUUUUAUAUAUCAAUUCCAAGAUUUGAAAAUCUUAAAGUGUUCAAUUUUGGAUGAUGAGGAUUGUGUUUGGGAAUACCAAUUUAAUGACAAAAAUGGUGCUGGUAGAUUACGUGGUGGUACUGAAUUGGUCAAUAUAAAUCGAUUGUUAACUACGUUUGACCAUCCAGAAGUUAACCGUGUCAAAAAUUUGAUGCCAGAAAAUCGAGAAAUUUGGAUUGGGGUGGCUAGAGCAGCAUUAGAGAAAUGUGGUUGUGGAGAUAAAAUGUAUCGUCCAAACAUUGUAGUUUUAAUCAAAGAUGGUGAUAAUGAAUAUAGAUUGUCUCAUGUUUCUCCAUUUGUUGAAUUAGGAAUUCCUAUUUUACCAUGGUGGUCGGAUAAGGGGAUCUGUGAUGGGAAGAAUUUGAUUAUUCCUAAUGGUAUUUCAUCGUGGCAUUUGAAUAAGAAUGAAGAUAAUUCUAUUCAAGAUUAUUUGACUCUUAGUAUAUCUAGAGCUGAUGCAACCGUUGAUCUUAUUCAUAUCAAGGGAUUAUUAAAGUCAUUAUUAUUUGAAGAUCCAAAUCUGAAAUUACUAGAGGUGAAUGAUUAUGGAUUUAAUAACAAGAACAUUGAAUGUGCCGUGAAAUCUUCAGAAGUAUUUUGUAAAAAAUAUGGGGAAGAGCAUAAGAAAAAUAAAGAGGAAAAUAAAGCAAAAGGGAAAGGGUCCUCUAAUUAA